AUGAAUCCAAAUGGGACUGUGAGUGUACAUUAUGACGGGUUUCAAACCCAAUUCAGGGCUGUAAUGGAAACAAUAUUACAGGCUGCUGUGAGGGAAGCAACGAAGCUUUUUGAAGUCUCUUUACAGACCUUGAAAGCGGAGUUGGUGCAGAUACAGGAGAACGCCAACCUAACGACGACAGGUGAUUCAUCCAUUCCAGACAACAGGAGAAACACGACAGAAGGAAAUCAGAGCAUUCUGAUCAUCUCUAAAUAUCGAGAUGUUGGCGUGCAAUGUGAAAAGCCCAUUUUGGUUGACCAGGGCUGCAGUCCUCAUCCUUGUAUAGGACAGCUUCAUGUCGGAGACUUCACGAGUGAUAAACUCGCUGAUCUCUGCGCCAGUGAGGAUGGCAGGAGACAGCUUGCUUUGCUUCUCAUCAAACAAGAGCCCCAGGAGACUGAAUGUAAUAACUACGCACCAGGAUACUUUCUACUGAAGCAAGAGGGUGCUGAACCAAUACUGGUGCGCAAAGAGCCAAAUAAGGAAACCAUGGAAAGGGUUGUGAUCCCACCAGCUUUUCAACCAAUAACCAGCCAUCAUGGUAUCUCUAGGGAGAAAUCACCUCAAUCCGUGACUUCCUCCUGUAGUCACAGAGUGGAUUUUUGUGCUAACAAAUCCAACCAGCGUGUACACCCAGCCAGAGAUACAGCUAAAAGAUCAUUAGAAAACACUGAAGACUCAUAUUCCCAAAAGCAGACAGAAAGAGCAAGUGCCAUUGCACCAACCCAGGCAUCAACUUUUUCAAAACAACAUGCCAAUUCAACCCAAACUCCUGUUUCUAUGGUUAACGUGUCCGUGCCAAUGAUUGAACUAUCUGGUGCUCCAGAGUGCACAUCCAUACAUCAAACCAAGCCAACAGCAGUACAUCUUCAACCAAACCAACAUUCUAAAAGAUCAAACCAAACGCUAUUCUAUCAGAAAGAUCUUGCCUCAAAUGUCUGUCAUCCAAACACCUUCCGUUCCACCCAGUUAGCACAACCCACCAUUCCUCAAAGUCAAGUCUUAGUACAGGAGACUCAUUUCUCCAAUCAACCGGUUCAGUCACAUGUUACACAUACAGAGAAAACUCUUUCAAUAAGUCAGUCCACAGAGUUAUUAACCUGUUUUUCUCAGCUCACUCAACAGCCCAUCUUUUCACCACAGGCCAUUACGUCAUCACCAGUCCAGGAUCAGAUUCUCCCAUCCAGUCUUAUUCCACCUCAAGCCCAGGUUUAUGCUUCAUCUCCGCAGAUGAGUCCGUCAUUCCAGUUUCCAUUGGUGCCACAACACAAUCCGUCUCUGGCAACUCAACCUUCUUAUUUUUCAAAGCAUAUUCCAUUUACACCUCACCACCAUCCAGUUACACCAAUUCAGAGAUCCAUCUCCACACUUUCAGGUCCUUCAACAGAUACUCUAAACCAACCCCAUCAUCCUACACUUAUGCAAUCUCAAUAUUCAACACAACUGGAUCAGUUCUCUUCUUCUUCUUCUUCUGACCAUUUUUUUUCUCCACCUGAUAAUACGUCAGGUUUGCUUGAAUCUCUGGAUACUCUGCAUUUGCACUCACCCAUUGUUAUAACGGCACAAGAUGAUCCAGAACAUACGUCUAUGCAUCAUUCGCAUCCAUUCGGUAAACUUGCACCUCUGCUGACACAGAAAGAGCAACAAGCUGCAGUUUCCACCAGUUCUAAUGUUGUUAUAGGGAGGGAACCCAUUUCACAUUUAGAGACGCCUUUGGAAACAGCAGACGUACAGUUGUCUCCUUACUGUAGUGCUUCAGGGGGUACAGAAAAAAGUGACCUCUCAGAGGAUGACGUAAAACAAACUUGUUCCACAUCCAAACCAAUAAAUGACGACAACUUAUUUCCAGUCAAGGACACGAGGAUGGACAAGAUUCAGAAUGACUCUGUUAAUGAACCAACACUUGUUUCCUCAAAUAUUCCUCAAAAAUUACCAAAAACGUCUGGGAAAACAUUGUAUAGGAGUACGGAAUGCUCUGAAUGUGGAAGGGUCCUUAGCAACGCCUCCGCCCUGGAGAACCACAUGAGACUUCAUACAGGUGAGAGACCUUAUACCUGCUCCCAGUGUGGAAAAGCUUUCCCUAGCGUUCGAGGUCUUAACCGGCACUUAAAGGUCCACGCCGAAGAGAAGCGGUAUCAGUGUGAGGAGUGUGGAAAGAGUUUUGUUUACCACUUUACGCUUACCAAACACCAGCUCAUCCACUCUGGAGAACGACCGUUUCCUUGUAAAGUUUGCGGGAAGAGGUUUUUGGCUAAAGCAGACCGCUCUACACACAUGCGUAUGCACACUGGCGAGAAGCCGUUCUCUUGCGCUCAAUGCGGGAAGAAGUUUAAACACAGAGUUGCUCUGAAUAUGCAUAUGCAGGGCCACAGAGGAGAGAAACGCUACGUUUGCCCCAUCUGUGAGAAAGGAUUUGUGGAUCUUGGUAAUUUUAAAAGGCACAAGCUUAUUCACACAGGAGAGAGACCGUUUGAGUGCAAGGAAUGCGGAAAACGUUUUACUCAGUCAGCCCAUCUCAAGAAACAUGUUAAUACGCAACAUGUUACCUGAGGCAAGUAAAAAUACAGAUGGUCCAUUGUAAAAGACAAAUAUUUUUGAGAAAAUGUAACAGACCUGUUUCUAAAGUAAUUUACAAGCUGCUCCUCAAGGUUUGUGGCAGUUAAUGACUGUUUUAAAAUAAGCUUUCUAUACAGCAGUAUAGCAGUAGGGUUUCCCAAACAGGUGAUCGCAAACCCCUAGUGGUUCAUAACAAAGGUUAUGUAAACAUUUUUAAGCACGAUGCAAUGUCGCAAUCGUAGAGAAUUUAUAAAAAUACCUGUAAAAUGGUCAAAGUUGCAUUCAAUUAGUUUAGUCAGACACAGUAGAAUCUCUCUAAAAUUAUUUUAGUGGUAGGACAACUCUUAACUGGACGAAUUUUGCUGCCGCUCCUACCUAAACAGCCCUCUAUCGGCUGAAAUCACACUUGUAACAUUGGUUUGCGGGUAGGAUCCCAAGCCCCGCCCAUCACCUGCUUUACGGCAUACAUCACGUUUUACUCAUAGCCUGGGUGAAGUUAGCCAACAUCUAACAAUAAGACGAGACCAUCUAGUUCAGGGGUCUCCAACCUUUUUGUAAGCGAGGGCUACCUGAAGAUAUAAAAUCACCUAGAGGGCUACUUGUUGAUAAAAUACUUUCAAACUUGAAACACGUGAUGCAUUAUUUUUAGGCUCACAGGACCAAAUUCUGUUUUCUUUCACAUAUUUUUCCACUUGAAUAUAUUAAAGCUUACAACGCGUGCUAAUAACAUUUCAUGAUGAUGUAGCACUUGGCUGAUACCUAUAGUCACAGAUUCGUCAACUGUCCUGAGCAUUAUUGUUGAGCCCUGUGUUUGGCGGGCACCUUACAGAGUUUAUGCGGGCUACCAGGUGCCCGCGGGCACCACGUUGGAGACCACUGAUCUAGUUCAACGCAAGUCUCCAAACCAUCACCAUGGCAGAGCCUGCAAAAAAAUAAAGAGGGUUUUGUCAGAGGAAGCGAAGAAAAGAAAGAGAGAGAGUGAUCGGACUUUAGCCCGAUCACGAAUCAAUAUUGGACAGGCUAACACUUUGCAACGGGUUGCAAAACUGAUGGAGACCUAGCGGUCCUGCUACUGGAUUUGUAAGUGUUAUAUGUCAAUUUUUCUUACACUCCUGUACUUUUGAGCUUAUUUGUUAUUAGGAUCUGUUCAGGUUGUUCAUUGGCGCACCACCGGUUCACAAUUUAUAAUCUUAAAGUAGCUGAGAGAUAAUAUUUUGUUGCCCUGGUGUCGAUAGCUAGCAUGUUGUUUCUCGUCACGAAUUUGUGUAAUGCAUGUAAAUGAAGACUACCAAACCACAAUAAACGUUUUGUGGUAAAAAUGUGCAGGUUCCGUAGUUCAGACCAGUUAUGCGCGUACGGCGGUUACAUCAGCUUUGUAAACAAAUUCACGUGUAUUGACAACGGAGAAACUUUGCGACAGUAUUUACGACACGCGUAUCAGACAAUUGCGCUUAUCAACCACAUGGGGUAACCAUACACCAAAACGGCUCAUUGUUGCUUUAAUGGCUUCAUGUAGCUCUACACACAGCUACAUGAUCCACUUCUAUCACAAUGUUAACAGACUACAGAGGAAUUACAACAGGCUCAAAUGAACCUUCCUGGUAAUUGCAAUGAGACGAUUAUAUAAUAAUUGCGACAGCCCUAGCUUUACAGUAUAUCCAUUGUAAAUUAUUAUUUGACAGGUUCCUUAAUGAAAAAAGCCUGUAACAGCAAAUCUACUUUGCAUAGACAUUAAAAAACAGCAGGGUUGAUGUGGGUCCUACACCAGGUACUGUCAAAUAUCUCCUGUUGGAUAUUAAUGAAAGGCAUUCUAAUUUUGUAAAUAAAUCCAUGUUGAUAAAGCACAAAAUAAAGAAUAAAGCUCUCUGUGCAUUUUGAA
Messenger RNA from Triplophysa rosa, 4474 nucleotides. RefSeq names its product pogo transposable element with ZNF domain. Gene Ontology annotation, biological process: regulation of transcription by RNA polymerase II. Bases 1 to 2589 code for a protein of 862 amino acids. Gene Ontology annotation, molecular function: RNA polymerase II transcription regulatory region sequence-specific DNA binding; DNA-binding transcription factor activity, RNA polymerase II-specific. Lineage: Eukaryota; Metazoa; Chordata; Actinopteri; Cypriniformes; Nemacheilidae. The transcript has 4 exons. Gene Ontology annotation, cellular component: nucleus. The record is from RefSeq and is a predicted model, not a curated record.